AUUGAUCAGAGUUGGCUUUUAGUUAGUCUGUCAACUUAGUGUAAAUUACAACUCCGUUUAAGGAACAACAGCUUAGCAUGGAUAGUUCGUGGUGCUCCUUGAUUUCCAUAGAAUCUCUGGUGGUGCCCAAUACGCCGAUGGGCUUGCCUGGACUAGACUUAGGUCCAGUGCCAAAGAAAGCCAGGAUGAGUGAGUCCAAGCAAGAGAAUGCAGCGCCCCUGGAAACAGCUAGUGUCUAUAAGAAACAGUCAGCCCAGUUCCAAUCCCUACAAGCGAAGGUACGACCGCACCAGCCUGGUGCAGUGGUAGUCCAGCCACCCAAGCGACUGCCUCCCGAGGCGGAAACCGAUCGCCGGAUGUAUGUACCCCACUUGGACCAGGCCAUCACCCAUCGGGAUGUGUUCAAUUUCUUCAGCAGUUUCGGGGACUUGGAGAGGGUUUGCGUGAAGAACGGCACGGAUAACUUGAACUACGCCAUGGUGCUUUUCUGUCGCACUCGCUCCAUGGAGCAGGCCAUCAAAUCGAAUCCACAUCUGAUCAAGGGACAUCGGCUGAUCUGUCGCAAGGCAAAAGAAAAAUCUACAAACAAGGGAAGUCAACAGAUAAAUAAGCCAAAGUCUACAAUUACACAGCUACUCAAAGCUCCUGUAAUGCAGGCACAGAAAGAUGACUCCAAGCGAGCUGGCCACCAAACAUUGAAGAAGCAUUCAAAGUCACCACGUUACAGGUCGUUGCUUCUUCAAAAAUUGGUAGAACCCAACUCUAUAAAGCUGGUAACCGCCAGCAAAACUGAUAGAAACUAUGCUUAUGCAGUAACCAUGCUGGAUGAAGUCUCCCGCUGGAGUUUCAACUUGUCCAAAUCCAUACCCAGUUUAGACGAGAUGAGGGCACUGGAAAAGGGACUUUCCAGGUCGGCAAAGCUCCUACUGAGCAUGCGAAAGAAACUGACUGCAGUGCCCUGCAUAUCUGCCAUGCCAGAGGCUCCAAAGGGUUCACAAUCUACUACGAGUGGUGCAAGUAGUAAAGCUGUUCUAAAUGAUGAUGGAGAAGUUUCUCCAGAACCUUCAGCACCUCCAGUUCCUCUUGCAUCCGAUCCAAUGCUCCCAUCCUUGCCGCUCCUACUGACCAUCACCCCUCAAGUGCCUCUGCCCAAAUCGGUUAUUCCCGAAUUGGCCAAGCCAGAUCUGCGCUCCGUUGUGCUAUCCAGUUUGGGUCAGAACUACGUCCAUCACUGCUACACAAAUGUGGCAGCUUAUCGGCGGACCAAGAACUACAUCGACCUACUGCCCUGUGAGAUGAUAGAGCGACCCAGUAUUGCGAAGUAUGUGGAUCAGAUGUACGCAGGCAAAUAGUAGGAAUCUUCAAAUGCACAUCAAAUCAUAUCAUAUAGUUAAGCAACAUUUCCCAACAAACUUCUAAAAACACUUUCAUUAAGAGGAAAUGGCUUGCAUUACACAAGUUUGACACUUUUCAAAUUGGGCGAACCCGAAGGAUGUGACUUAGAUUCCAGGAAGAUAUCAAAGGAGCUGCUUGAAUGAAACGUGAACAUAUUACACAAAAAGUUAAUUCCUCUCGCAUUUGAAACCCACCAAAUAAAGGCACUUAAAUCGCA
Molecule: messenger RNA, 1612 nt
Organism: Drosophila yakuba
Lineage: Eukaryota; Metazoa; Arthropoda; Insecta; Diptera; Drosophilidae
Exons: 2
Coding region: 78-1352 (424 amino acids)
Molecular function (GO): RNA binding
Source: RefSeq, a predicted model, not a curated record